AUGGAAUAUCCUCAGUCCAAACUCAACAAGAUCAGGGUAUACAAACAUAGGGGCCAUUACGACUAUCAAACCAUCCACUCGAUAACGGACUCGACGCUGGUAUCGCAAGUCUCAUUUAUCACCCGAGACGAAGAUGGCGACGCGAUACCUUUGACCAUGCCACUGACUGCAGUGCUCGGAUCGUACGGUGACGGAAGCAACAUUCCCUCAGAGACAGAAGUCAGCGACGCUGAGCUUGAACGGAUCCGACAGGAACAGAUGAAGCGAGGGCCGAUGGAUUUGUAUCUGCACGGUAACGCUGCGGCGUUAUUGUACAAGGCCAUCAGGGAGAGUGAGUCAGGACAGGUGAGGGUGUGCAUUUCAUCGACUAAAGUCGACGGCUUUGCGCUGUUUCCCACUCCCAACGGGCACAGUUUGAACUAUCGAUCGGCAACGAUUCACGGCACGGCCUCUCUUGUGCCGGACACAGAUAGACGCAAAAAGCGCUACGCCAUGCGUCUGCUCACGAACCAUAUGUACCGCGGACGCUGGGAGACCACAUACCCGGUCCUACAUUCGGCAGUGGACAAGGUGAAGGUGAUUGAAGUCAAGAUCCUCAGCGCCAGCGCCAAGGUCCGAACGGGCAAUAUCGGUCCAUUCGAUCCGACGACGGUGACAGAGGAAGAAGUUCAGAAAAGGGAAGAGCAAGGGGAAGGGGUGUGGUCGGGCGUCGUGCCGGUAUAUGAAGUGUUAGGAGGGUCGGUGGCUAGCAGUGUCCAAGGACCAGGAGGGGAUCAAAGAGGGUUGACGGCGGUGGAAGAGUGGAGGGACGAAAGGAAUAGGAGAGAAAAGGAGUAUGCUGAGACUGUUGCACAGUGA
This is a messenger RNA of Capronia coronata CBS 617.96, 858 nucleotides long. RefSeq lists its product as uncharacterized. Bases 1 to 858 code for a protein of 285 amino acids. NCBI's taxonomy places the organism in Eukaryota, Fungi, Ascomycota, Eurotiomycetes, Chaetothyriales, Herpotrichiellaceae. The record is from RefSeq and is a predicted model, not a curated record. The transcript is spliced from 3 exons.